UGUUUUCGGACGUACACAAAAAUUGUUUACAUCGAGUAAUCGCCAGAGUAUUACUAUAAAACAAGCAAUUGUUGUUCGGAUGUGGUAGUGUAUACACUUUCGGUAAACAACUGUUUUGAACUGAGUAUUGGGAGUUACUUUUGCAGAACUUCGGUUGCCACGACCCCCCAAGUGCAUCGAUCUGCACCAACAACACCUAGCCGCCGUUUUUGUGCCGCGAAAACACAUCGCCUAUAACCGACACCGCCAGCACAACCCAAUUCCCGUGCUAUCGAUCCAUCAUCAAUUACCAUGGAAAUAUCAAGGGAACUGCCAAGGAAAGUCUGACUUCGUGACUUCUGUCGGUGCCGCGACGGUAUGACAGUAGUGUGACGUUGAGCGUGGCAGGAGCGAGUCCGUUUUUUGACAGUGCGCGACCACCGCGGCAGCUGUCCGGCCAAACGAUGACGGCGAAGAGCUGAUAGGGUGUCCGGAGAGAUGUACUUCGAAGUGGACGGGACGGAGAAUAUGAACGGCGCGGGCGAAAGUGCAGGGGAUGCAGAAUACGAAGCCGACGUGAAGACACUACAAAACUGCCUAUUUCCACCUCAACUGACCUCGUCUAACAGUUAUUUUUCGAAUUUCUUUAUCAAGACUACAGCUUCCUUCAACGAAGACGAUGAGGAGCUUCGCAUUAAAAUUAAAGAAUCGUUCGUGGCACGGGAACUGUUUCCUAGCAUCAAAGAUGCCGCUUUUGUUCUGCAACCACCAAGAUGGCCAACUGAAUGUCAGGUAUUAGAAGAAAGGAUAAAACAUAUCAGUUAUAUUCCGCCAUCGCCGGAACCUUACUACUUAGUUACUGGGAAUGAAUGUCAGCCAAAGCCUUCCGGAGAAGAAUGUGGGAUAAUCGUUUACCAAUACACACCAAUUAGUGCUGUAAAUUACUUUAGUAGAUCGAGCGUAGGGGGUAGUCGUUACCUUCUCUCAUCCAACCUGUACCCUGAUGACGAGAGCUUAAGGUUCGAGUCACGUUUCGAGUCAGGAAACUUGGCCAGGGCGAUCAGGAUCACGGCCAGUUACUACGAGCUACACCUUAGGGCCGACCUGUACACCAACAGGCACAUGCAAUGGUUCUAUUUUAGGGUGUCCAAUAUGAAGAAAAAUUCUCUUUACAGAUUUUCAAUAACCAAUUGUUCAAAAGAAAGUAGUUUGUACAACGAAGGAAUGAGACCGCUGAUGUAUUCGACUAAGGAUUCUCAAUUACAUUCCAUUGGAUGGACGAGAUGUGGAAGUAACAUUUCCUAUUUUUCCAACGAUAACGUAACUUCAGAGGACCCUGACCAACCUCAGACUUAUACGUUAACAUUUACAGUAACGUUUCCACAUGAAGAUGAUGAAGUUUAUCUGGCUCAUUGUUAUCCCUACACGUAUUCUGAUCUACAAGAACAUCUCGCCGAGAUCCGAUCACAUCCGGUAAAACAGACGUACAGUACUGUAAGACUACUCUGCAGGACAUUGGCUGGAAAUGACGUUUAUUUUGUUACUAUUACAUCUCCACAAGUGCCAGGUGAACCAAAGAAAAAAAGAGCUGUUGUCAUCACGGCCAGAGUCCAUCCAGGCGAAACCCCCUCCUCCUGGAUCAUGAAAGGCAUCCUGGACUUCCUGACCGGUGACUCGGCACCCGCCAAAGAUCUCAGGGAUAAGUUCAUUUUCAAGAUAGUUCCUAUGCUGAAUCCCGACGGUGUGAUAGUCGGGAACAACAGGUGCUCGUUGUCUGCCAGGGACCUCAACAGACAAUACAGGACCGUCAUGAGGGACGCCUACCCCUCCAUUUGGUAUACGAAACUAAUGGUAAGAAGGUUGUUAGAGGAAUGCGGUGUGGCACUCUACUGCGAUCUGCACGCCCAUUCUAGAAAACAUAACAUUUUUAUUUAUGGUUGCGAAAACAGGAGAGGAGGUGACAGAAGACUGCAGGAACAAGUAUUUCCACUGAUGUUGCAUAAAAACACUGCCGAUAAGUUUUCUUUUGAAAGCUGCAAAUUCCGAAUUCAAAAGGCCAAAGAAGGAACAGGGCGGGUAGUUAUGUGGAUGAUGGGUAUUGCCAAUAGCUACACGUUGGAAGCUUCGUUUGCGGGGUCCAUUUUGGGAGCUAGAACCGAUACGCAUUUUAGCACGCAGGAUUUCGAACAGAUGGGCAAAUCAUUCUGCCAGACGCUGCUGGACUUUUAUGACGAGGAUCCUAGAAAGGAACGACUGCGCACGAAAAUCAUCGAACGAUUGACGAAGGAGGGUUCGAACGCUGACGAACCCACCAACAUCCCCCUCAGCGAUUACUCGAGUGACGAAGGCGACACUUCCAGCAGCAGCGACGAGGUUGGCCGCGACGACAAGGAUGAAGAAAAAGAAUCCUCCCUGCCCAAUCCACCACCACCAUCACCAGCCGUCGUCCAGAAACGUCAGUCGAGACCCCCGAAGUCCUCGCCAGGCUCGAGACCCAAGGUCCAGGUGACGUCACGGAGUCCGGGAGCGCCCUCGCGGAAACCGUUGCCGAUAUGCAAAGCAACCCUAAAGCUGUCCUUGUCGGAUAAAGAAUAUCUUGACAGUAGUUCUGAGAGCGAAGAAGACGAAAAAAUAAUCAAAACAAAAAUCAAAUUUUUUCGAAAGAAAAGAAAGAAGAAAAAAGUUGUUAGGAAGCGAUCAGAGGCUCUUAGAGAACAUUCAGAUAGCGAAGUGUCAUACAAGAAAACGACGACAAGUUUGUCCGUGUUCGAUCUCAUAGCGAACGAGAAAAUCCCUUGUCCGAUUUUAACUCAAAGAUCUAGAACGCCACAACCAAAGAUUUUAACUGACAAGAAGAGCGAAGUUACCAAACAACUCGCUGAAGUACAAGCAAAACUUUACACUCUGAAGAAUAAACUUUGGUUUGGUGUGGGACAAGGUGAUUCGCCUUUGGCUUGCGGUGGAAAUCAAUUUUAUUUUUCAUCCACUAAAACAGUCACAACACAAAAAGUAUCAAGAAAAAUGUCAAAGAAAAAUGGGAAAAAAUCAGAAAAAAAUGUUAAAAAGGAAGCUAAAUCGAAUUUAGAAAAAAUGGAGAAGACUGGAAACAAAGGCCAAAAUGGGUAUAAUAUUAUGCAUUUAACAUUACCAACAUGUUUACAAAUUAAAGCGCCAAUCCGCCGUAAGCUGGACGCAAUCGGAAAAAUUAACUUUAAGAAAAUCGAAAAGCCUGCCCGACACCACGUCCACGCUCACCGACAAACUGAAGGACCUGAACGUCAACGAAGACCGAACUGCCCGAGGUGACAGCAAGCAGAAGAAGAAGAAGCGGAAAGGAAAGUUUUCGAAAAAGGCAAAAGCGGUGACGAACGCGAAAAUUUUCGUUUCUCCUCAGAAAGACUGACAGACUGAAGACAAAAGUCGUGGUAUUUAUGAGUGUUCAAGGAAUGCAUGUUGUUGAUUGAUUUGUAUUCGAUUUGUAUCUUGUAUAUGGGUCACGCACCUGUAAAACGAAAUGUAAUUUAAUUUAGGAAGUUUGUAUACUGCCUCAAAAGUAAAUUAGUGCUGAAUUAUAAUGGUGUA
Messenger RNA from Sitophilus oryzae (rice weevil), 3561 nucleotides. RefSeq names its product cytosolic carboxypeptidase Nna1-like. The record is from RefSeq and is a predicted model, not a curated record. Gene Ontology annotation, molecular function: zinc ion binding; metallocarboxypeptidase activity. NCBI's taxonomy places the organism in Eukaryota, Metazoa, Arthropoda, Insecta, Coleoptera, Curculionidae. Gene Ontology annotation, biological process: proteolysis. Bases 478 to 3285 code for a protein of 935 amino acids. The transcript is spliced from 18 exons.